Messenger RNA from Ostreococcus lucimarinus CCE9901, 396 nucleotides. RefSeq lists its product with no specific name. The transcript has a single exon. The record is from RefSeq and is a predicted model, not a curated record. Bases 1 to 396 code for a protein of 131 amino acids. NCBI's taxonomy places the organism in Eukaryota, Viridiplantae, Chlorophyta, Mamiellophyceae, Mamiellales, Bathycoccaceae.
AUGGAAAAGUACAAGACGCCGUUCGACCUGCGCGUGGACGAGCGAUCGUUCUACGGCGGCGAGGGCGGUGGGGAUAAAUCGCGCGCCGGUUCCGGUGGGCUCGCGCGCGUCGGACGCGUGGGAGUGCACAACGGACAGCGGUUGAACCAAUUUCUGCGAGACGUGGCGCGCGCGGCGGCGGCGCAUAAAUCGAACGCGGCGUUCUCCAAAGAACUGGCCAAGACGGGGGACAACGCGCUGAAGGAGAAGAUCCACGUGUGUUUGGUGUACGAUGACGGCGAUCGAGGCGAGCGGAAGCGGCUGAGCGUGGACGAUGGGACGAAUUUUGGGCAGGUGCUCUCUCGUCACUCGCCCAAGACGGCCUUCUUCUCGGCGCAUCGUAGAUUGUCGAAGUAG